UUGGCCCCGGAGUUCGGCCUCCUGAUCUCGUGCUCCCGUUCCUUUCAUGCGUAAACACAGGCAUGACAGGUCACUCCUGUUAUUUGUUCUCACCAUAUACCCGGCAGUUCUGUCAUUGAUAAGUGUAUUGCGUCGGGCUUGAAGGGAUAUUAAAAAAAUGGCUGAUCAAAAGUCCCCCAAAUCACCGUCGACCUCGUCCACGACCACGGAUUCCAACCAGCGCCAGACUCGAGUGAUGCUUUGGUGUACGCCCAGGUCAACGUCGACCAUUUUAACCAAGUGUCUGAGUUUUGUGCCGAAAACGCAGGUGUACUUUGAGCCCUAUUACUUCUGUUAUGAGGCAUUGGAAAGGUUGAAGAGCUUGGGGAUCGACGUCGACCCGUCCUCGAUGAAGUCGUACGAUGACGUUAAAACGACGGACUGGUGGACGACUGCGAAUUUGAUCAGCGGUGGAGACUGUAGUAAAGAGGGCACCCCAGACUUCAAUAAGAUGAAAUACCCUUGCAUCAAAGAUCUUUGUGAAAACCCGGGUCCGGAUAAAGAUGUGAUAUUCGUGAAGGAUAUGGCAUACUGUAUUGACGGUCGCUACAAUUUCCUACCCGACAAAUCGCUCGGAUAUCGAUACGCGUUUCUGCUCCGACAUCCGAGGAAGGUCUUUGCAUCUUGGCGAAGAAUUAUGUUAGAUCUCGACCUGGAACCGGAACAGAUUGGUUCGGAACCAAACAAGACAAGGUCUGAAACUUUCCACAUAGUGAACGAUCUGUCGGCUAUUUACGCACCGCCUGGACACUUCUUCAAGGAGACCUAUGAUCUAUGGUUGCACGUCAAGCAGAAUUACGAUCCGAACCCGGUCGUUCUAGACAGCGACGAUCUGCUAUCCGACCCGAUCACGAUGUUACCACGGUUUUGCACUGCGGUUGGAAUACCCUACACAGAUGCCCUACUGAAGUGGCCUGGAAGUCCGGAUACUACUAGCAGUUGGAUAAACGCGUUCACACCACCAAACGAUUUCGAAUUUAUCCGGAUGUACUGCAAGAAUUCCUUUAAUACCACACAUUUUCUUCCUCCCGGCCCUCUUCCACAACUAGAGGAUCUGACUGAAGAUGUCAAAGAGUGUGUUGAAGCGGUCAUGCCCUAUUAUCAAGAAAUGUAUGACUCUCGUAUUUAGACGUGGGGCGAGACUUAGAUUCAAACCUUGAGGAUUUGCAAAUGAAGCUAAAAUAAUUGAUUUUAGAUCUUUUGAGAUCUGAAAGUUAAUCCCUAAGAUUAAAGUAUAUCUAGAAUUCGGCUUGCCAUUAUUGUCAGUCGAUCUGGAAUGAUUUUUUUUUAAUUUGAUAUUUGAAAGUUAAUUCCUAAGAUUGGAAUAUAUCCAGUAUUCGGCUUGUCAUUUUUCACAGCCGAUCUGGAAUGAUUUUUAAUAUUAUGAUUUAAUUUUAGAGUGUAGGCCAUAUACAGGUAACGUUAUUUUGUUGUUUUAAUCAAAUAUCAUUGGUAAAGAGUCACAUAAUAAAACAUUUUUUAAUAUAUUAUAGUAUUUAUUUCUUUUCCUUUUUAGCACAUGUCAUCAAAUCUAGGGGGUGCAUUACAUUUGCUGCCCCAUACGAGUACGAGUCCCCCCAUAUAGGGGUGCCUUUGUGCACCCAUAUAUAGAUGGAGCUAGAUUCUCGGUUUUCAAAAUAAUCUUCAUCCAAGCGGCUGGCAAAAUUCCAAUCAUGAAAUGUUUUGUUUAAAUGAGAAAAAAAAUUACAACUGUAACUGAGACUUUAUCUUGCUCUUUUAUACCGCUUUCUGUAACUCGCUGACCCUGGUCUGUCCCUGGCUAAGUCGUAAAAUCUUGAGAAGUUAUGAAUGGCGCGGGCUUUUUUAGCCAACGCCAGGCCCGGGCUAUUUAAUUUUGGUGUUGCUUAUAUCAGCACCAGAUCAGUGCCAUACAUAGAAGGAAAAAACAGUAUCACUUACCUAAUACUAAGUUUUAUGUUUACAACAAAUGCUUUGACUUUGAGAUGUGGUAAUAAAUGUUGAAUUUUGUUCAAAACUAGAUUCAGGUAUUUAUGCGACUGUAUCGUACUGUGAAAUAUCAAAUUGCUGUAUGAUUAACAUAAGAUCAUAAUUUAUACUACUUGUUUUACAUGAAUAUAAUAAACACUGUAUUUUUAUUAUUAUAAUUUCUAUAGUAGAUGACGAAAUGGGUCUUUAUUAUGAGAUUUCGCGAUUUUACACUUACGUGACUUGUGUACAUACUAAUGAGGGCUCAAAUUGAUUUGUUUUUAUUUGAUUUAUUGAUUUUCGUUUUAUAUUGUACAUAAUAUGAUAAACAUAACAUAACAAGUUCGAAAAUACAACAAGACAUAAUAUAAUAACAUAAUCAUAGAUUUAAGGAGCACAAUUCAAUAAAUAAAGUUAUCUCAGUUGACAUUUGUAUUUAGAAGUAAAGCGGGAGGUCUUGUCGAAAAAAGCAAAGCUUACAAGAGGCAAGCCCCUAACUUAGUUACAUUACCAAAUUACAACAAAGAAAUUAUGCAGUUAGCGAUACUAAGCGCCAUAUAGGGUACAGAGAUGAACCAUGUAAUGAAUUCAAAUUUUGAUCUUGUUUAAUAUCAGGUAUUCUGCACCUUUAAAUGUUUAAAAUGCACCUUUUAGGGUGUAAACGAACAUUUUUUGGUACAAAUAAAAAUAACAAGGUGUUUUUUUUUCGACCGAGGGUGCAAGAUUACACGCCAAAAGAUUAAUAGUGUUCCAUUUCAGGUUCAAAAAUUUCUUAGUGUCUUAGUACCGUACGAAGACGACAAAAAUAAAGAAAAAGUUCAUUCCAGUUGAAGUCUUUUUAUCAGAUCUCUUCAAAAAGAUUGAGACAUCAGCGUUCUGUCGAAUGUGAAAAAUAAAUCCUCGUAAAUA
Messenger RNA from Lytechinus variegatus (green sea urchin), 2895 nucleotides. RefSeq lists its product as uncharacterized. The transcript is spliced from 3 exons. The record is from RefSeq and is a predicted model, not a curated record. Lineage: Eukaryota; Metazoa; Echinodermata; Echinoidea; Temnopleuroida; Toxopneustidae. Bases 158 to 1168 code for a protein of 336 amino acids.